Messenger RNA from Parascedosporium putredinis, 1605 nucleotides. NCBI's taxonomy places the organism in Eukaryota, Fungi, Ascomycota, Sordariomycetes, Microascales, Microascaceae. The record is from the annotation of a GenBank genome assembly.
AUGAAUGCCGAACGAAGAUAUCACUGCAUCGUCUGUGGCAUCCAGAUCAUCCGUAACCAGGAGCUGGACCACUGGACCCGUUCCGCAGAAUCAGUCAUUGUCGUAAAUGCGCAAUGGCAAAACGCCAGGUACACAGGUGCAUGGGACCGUGACAAUCCGGAUCAGGCGGUUUACGUGGACGGAGCGCCAGUGCCCGCUGACAUUCCGCUCCGCAUCCUUCUUCUUCGGCCUACGAUCGGGGGUCCGGCCGUCCGCCAUUUGAGGGAGCCUCUCGGCGUAGCCUGCGGCUUUCCGGUGCACACUGCCUGCUGGGAGAUUCUGCAGUCGACCCGUCCCGAGGAACCGCUCCCUGUGCAGUCCAUCUUCGAGCUGUGCGCGUCCGUCCCGAACCGAAUCGGUGCCGUGAACUUUGGCCACACGUACGGUGGGAUCUUUGGCUACCGCAUGUCUUUGCCGGUCCAGAAUCUGCCCAUCGCCGAGGAGACGUCCUUGUUUUACGUCACGGCGGAAGACACCUUUCCUGUGCGCCAAGAUGAGGGUUCCUCGCUGGGCCCUGGCUCACCGUCGUCAAGCGAUCCUUUUGCUGGCCUUCCGACCGAAAUCACCCAGCUGAUCUUCGAACUCUUAUCUUCCAAGGACGUGGCCAACUUGAAGCUCGCGUCGCGGACCUGCGCGGCGCUCACCCUUCCCGACACGUUUUGGAAAUCUAGAUUCCUCUCUGGCCAUCCUCGUCACGUCCAUCAGGCCGCCGCUCGGACUAUCCCAUUCUCUACCGGGGCCGAGGCAGCUUCGUCGGAGAGCCGUCCACUUACCCCCGAACCAUACCGCGUCUUCAUCUCUACCGUCGAUGUCUUUGGGAAACGUUACGCCUCGGGGAUGCGUUUCGAAUCUACGAGCGGGACAUCGACUGGGCUCGGCUACGUUCAUGCUAGCACCGAGGUCCUCGUCGCUGAGGCGCGAAUCCAGAUUGCCGGCCUUUUGCUUGCCCAUGACGAGCGAGGUAUCCGAGGCAUAUCCGUGAUACCGUCAACAGGACCUAUUUCGAAGUGGGUUGGUGAGCAUCAAAGCCUUCCGCACCGCCGGUUAAUGCUGCAGUCUAUAAAUCCCCAGCCAUUUUCAUACCUCUCGGGAGCCUUCAAUGCUUUUGGUUUCGUAGCAAUGUCUACAGGUGACGGCCGCAGCUCCCCAUCCGACUUGCGUAUUCACGACCUCGCGUUCUGGUUCCCCGGUGUCCCAGACCCCCGGAACGAGUUUCUUGGCAUCGAGCACUCACCUUCCGAUGUAGACAAUAGCCUAUGUACCCAGAGACCGGUAUAUCAUAGCAUAUUUGCCGAACCUGACCUCAUAGACCUAUCCGAUCUGGGGCGCAUCGCUGGCAUACACACAGUUCACAGGAAAAACGAAUUGAACGAGUGGCUCGUCGGCAUUGUGGUAUAUACAAGUUCAGGGCGCUUGUCCGUGUAUCCAGGUCGACUAGGAGAGGCUCCGGUUGACUGCGAACAGUUUCACCGCGAUGUUGAUCCGGGAAUCCGCGUUGUAGCCGGAUUUUGCACGAGAAUGGAAACGCCGUCUGGGAUAACAGAAUUCGGUCUCGUAGUUAACUGA